AUGCCCUGUGCUUCAUGCCAUUCAUCUUGCGACACUUGCAACGGUUCAGCGGAAUCACAAUGCAUCACUUGUCGUUCCGGUCGUUAUGCUCUCGAUGGUAAAUGUUUAAAUCACUGUCCAGACGGUUACUAUGCUGAUAAAAAACGCCAAGAAUGUGUAGCGUGUCCGACGGGUUGCGCCACAUGCACGAUCAAUGGUUUUUGUCUAACAUGCCUGCAAAAUUGGACUCGCAAUAAAAAAGGAAAAUGUAUCAUUACCGGUAGUGAAAAUUGCGAAGAAUCUGAAUACUAUGAUAACAACCAUUGUCAUCCAUGUCAUAGCACUUGUGAGACAUGUGAUGGACCCACCGAAUCAAAUUGUUUAAGUUGUCCCCAAAGUCUGCUGUUGCAAAACAAUCACUGCGUUAGCUCUUGCGAUGAUGGUUUCUAUAUGGAAGCUGGCGUUUGUGCUAAAUGUCUACAUACAUGUACUCAAUGUGUCUCACGUAUGAAUUGUACGGCCUGUGCCAAAGGAUUACAACUACAAAGUGGUGAAUGUCGUACUACCUGUGCCGAUGGUUAUUAUAGCGACCGUGGCACCUGUGCCAAGUGUUAUCUCAGCUGUCAUACCUGCAGUGGUCCGCGUCGUGAUCAAUGCGUUCAAUGCCCCAGUGGUUGGCAGUUAGCUGGUGGUGAAUGUCAUCCUGAAUGUCCCGAAGGUUUUUAUAAGUCAGAGUUUGGUUGUCAAAAGUGUCAUCAUUAUUGUAAAACUUGUAAUGGUGCUGGUCCAUUAGCUUGUACCUCAUGUCCUGCACACUUUAUGUUGGAUGGUGGUCUCUGUAUGGAAUGUUUAGGUUCACAAUACUACGAUUCACCAACGCAAACGUGCAAAACAUGUCAUGAAUCAUGUCGUUCUUGCACAGGACCCGGCCAAUAUUCCUGUCAAACCUGUGCCUUUCCCCUACAUCUAGAUCGUCUCAAUAAUCAGUGUGUACCCUGUUGUGCCAACGAUGCUUCGCCCGAGGAUCAAUCCUGCUGUCACUGUGAUAAAGAUACCGGUGGUUGUAUAAAUGCUUCGCCUGCUGGCAAACGUCGCAUAGCAGCCGCAGCCGAACAGCAACAAUUUGGUAGUUCCUAUGGCAAUAGUGGCGGUCUUUAUGGGAAUUUACUAGAUGAUACAGAUGGUUCGUCAACAGGUGUUAGUGGUUUAUUCUCACGUGUCGGUUCACCGUUAACAACUAUAACAGCUAUUGCGGUUGCUGCCUGUCUACUUAUUGUUACUGUAUUCGCUGUCAUAUUUGCCGUCUUACAGCGCUCCACAAACCACCCGGCCCGUAAAACAACUAAGUACAAUAAAAUACCCACCAAUGGACGUCGGAAAAAUCGUAUUACCUCAUCAAGUACUCUACUAAAAGUUGAUGCUGAAGCUAAUCUCGGAGAGGAGGAUGAAGAGGACGAAGAAGAAGAAGAAGAGGAAAUCGACUAUGAAAGACAAGUGCAAACACAGCAACAACAACAACAUGGUGAGAUAAAUAUCGAAGAUGAAGACGAUGAUGAAGAGGAAGAUUUAGAAUUAUAUAAUCUAAAUAGAAAUUCUAAAAAACUAGCACAACAUUCCAAAAAACAAACGGAAGAACUGAAUACAUUUGUGAGAGUGCCACUGAAGAAAACAAAAAGUCAAGAGCAAAGGGAAACACAAAGGACAUAGAAUUUUCUCAAAAAUUAAACAAAUGGCAUAAAAAUAUAAAGGUUUAAACAAUUUUUUUUU
Molecule: messenger RNA, 1746 nt
Organism: Lucilia cuprina (Australian sheep blowfly)
Lineage: Eukaryota; Metazoa; Arthropoda; Insecta; Diptera; Calliphoridae
Product: furin-like protease 2
Exons: 7
Coding region: 1-1686 (561 amino acids)
Source: RefSeq, a predicted model, not a curated record